Molecule: messenger RNA, 465 nt
Organism: Acanthosepion pharaonis
Lineage: Eukaryota; Metazoa; Mollusca; Cephalopoda; Sepiida; Sepiidae
Source: the annotation of a GenBank genome assembly
AUGUAUCUAUUAAUCCUCAUUUGUUCAUAUUCUAUCUAUCUAUCUAUCUAUCUAUCUAUCUAUCUAUCUAUCUAUCUUUCAAAGUGUACAUUUUUCUAUCUACUGUCUCUCGACAAUGUAUCUAUUUAUCAAUCGUCAUUUGUUCAUAUUCUUUGUUUCUAUCUAUCUAUCUAUCUAUCUAUCUAUCUAUCUAUCUAUCUAUCUAUCUAUAUCUUUCUGAAGACUUCGAUUAUUGUUUAUCUCAUUCAUUCUUCUUAUUUUCAGUUAGCUUUAUUUGUUUUUCUUUCUUUCUUUCUUUCUUUCUUUCUUUCUUUAGGCUUUUCACAAAUUCCAUUCCCUCAUACAUUCAUAUUUAUUUGUCCUCCAGGAUUUUCAACCGUCGGUAUCUUUUCUUUUGUUCCUUUUCCUUUAUUCUCGCUCAUUUCCUUGUCCUCCUCAUUAGUAGUGAUGGCAUCAAGUAAAUGA